This is a messenger RNA of Microplitis demolitor, 1228 nucleotides long. RefSeq lists its product as uncharacterized. The transcript has a single exon. The record is from RefSeq and is marked provisional. NCBI's taxonomy places the organism in Eukaryota, Metazoa, Arthropoda, Insecta, Hymenoptera, Braconidae. Bases 22 to 1170 code for a protein of 382 amino acids.
AAGAAAUAUAACUUUAUAAUAAUGAAAAUAGUUAUUGAUUUUAGCGGUUAUUAUAAUCGCAGUAAUAAAUUUGAAAUAAAAGAAUUUUGUAUGUGCCGAUUAUUUAAUUCCACAGUGAUAAAUAAACCAGUCAUAAUUAUUAAAGAUCCAUUGCUUUCUAUUCCGUUGCAAUCGGACAAUAAUAGUUACAAAGAUUUUAUUGAUAAAUUCGGUAUCAGAGACACUCGUAGUUCCUAUAAAUUGAAUCAAUUACGUCAAAAAGUAAAAAGAGUGAUUAAUAAAAAUAGUAAGACUUAUGUGAGAAAUGGUGAGCAAUUAAUUAAAUUGAUAAGUUUUAUCAAUGACAGUAACUUCAAUUGUAAUAAAAUAAAAUUAUUGAGUGAUAUAGGUUUUCCUGAAAAUUACGAAUUGACUAAAACCAAUUGUCCGUAUCAUAUUAAUAAAGCAAAUAAUUAUUGCGCGGGUGAUAACGCUAGAUUAAUGGCUGAUUGGUUGGUGUACCGUAAAUGGAAGAAAAGAAGAUCCCGUAGAAAUAUGCAAUUAGUUAUUAAUUUUAGUGGCUAUUAUGAUUAUGAUACUGUAUUCAGAAUUAAAGAACUGAGUAUUCGUGGAUUAAGUAAUGAUGGCAAUAUCAUUUAUCAUAAACUAUAUGUUACUAAACCAGAAUAUGAUUCAAGUAGUUCUAUUAAUGAAAUAGUCAAAAACAAAUUCAAUGAUAUUUAUUAUGAUGAAUUCGGAAUUAAGUACGAAGAUGGUAACUAUGAAUUAUUACGUCUAAAUAAAAAAAUUAGUAAAAUUUUGAAUCAUUAUGAUAUUAAAACAAUUUAUGUUAAAAACUAUAAUUAUUACAAUCUAUUGAAUAAAAUUGUGGCAAAUAUUAAACAAUUUGACGUUAUUUGUUUGGAAGAGUGUAAUUAUGUUGAAAAUAAUGAUAUUAAUUUCGUCUGUCAGUAUCAUACACAUGAGGACAUUAAUAAAAAUGUAUGUGUGGAUAAUAGCGGAAUGAAUAUGGUUAAUUGGAUAAUAUCUAAUGAGUUUUAUAAAUAUGAGGUUAGAGGUCAGUUUUUUAAAAUAAAAUUAAGUGAAUAUAUUGAUGAUGAAUUGGUUAAUAAAUUUAUAAUAGAUGGUAACAAUGAAUUACCAGUACUUAGUUCUGAUGAUUUAGAAUGAUUAUAAAAUGAUUUUGAUGAUCUUUGAAAAAUUAAUCAUAAUGACUUGGAAUUAUUAA